Messenger RNA from Diaporthe batatas, 558 nucleotides. RefSeq lists its product as uncharacterized. The transcript is spliced from 2 exons. Bases 1 to 558 code for a protein of 185 amino acids. NCBI's taxonomy places the organism in Eukaryota, Fungi, Ascomycota, Sordariomycetes, Diaporthales, Diaporthaceae. Gene Ontology annotation, biological process: peptidyl-threonine phosphorylation; peptidyl-serine phosphorylation. Gene Ontology annotation, molecular function: protein serine/threonine kinase activity; ATP binding. The record is from RefSeq and is a predicted model, not a curated record.
AUGGUUAACAAUGGGCCAGACUCUACCAUCGACCAAGUUCAGAUCAUCGACAUCGAGAACGCAGCAUACCUCCCCAAAGGCCGGUGCAUCAAGGGAAUGCUGCCCGGCAACGACAACUGGCGCAGCCCAGAGGGACAUUUCAAGGGCGAGCUCAACAAGCCGUCGGACAUGUAUUCAUUCGGGGCCGUGUGCGUCUACACCAUGCUAGGCCGCGUCCUCUUCGGGCUAGACGACGACUUCCGGCACCACGAGUCGCAGGGCGCCCUGCCGACUUUCAUCCGCCUGCAGCGCCAGGUCUCGUACUUUGGGGACAAAGACGGGCUGAACGGGCUCAUGACGCACGUUGGAGACGAGGAAAUCAACUGCCAGAUCUUAGGGAUGCUCUGGGACGAGCGGACGGAGGAGCAUAUUCCGUACAAACCGUUCUCUACGUGGCCGGAUGUUGUUGAUGAAGAUGGCUCGUUCACGGAUCUCGUCCAGCGCAUGUUGAACCUGGAUCCUGCGGGGCGGAUCACGGCGCGUCAGGCUUUGGGGCACCCUUGGUUUGUUGGGGUUUGA